Messenger RNA from Cynoglossus semilaevis (tongue sole), 2408 nucleotides. It is a transcript of the gene cldn2, whose product is annotated as claudin 2. Gene Ontology annotation, molecular function: structural molecule activity. Lineage: Eukaryota; Metazoa; Chordata; Actinopteri; Pleuronectiformes; Cynoglossidae. The coding region runs from base 348 to 1178 and encodes 276 amino acids. The transcript is spliced from 3 exons. The record is from RefSeq and is a predicted model, not a curated record. Gene Ontology annotation, cellular component: bicellular tight junction; membrane.
GAGAAGGUGAAGGUCUGGGAUCGGGACAAACAACAAAAGGACAGAGAGGAACAUCUGAGAGAGACAGAGACGAGAGACACCGUCAGGGAGACCGUGUGCGUGAGCAGGAAGAGUGUCUCUGAGAGCAGCAGCAGCAGCAGAGCAGAAGAAGAAGGAGAGCGGUGACAAUGUCAAAGUCUGAGGAGGAGGAGGAAGUCUGAGUCUGAUACAAGUGAACAGGAGACGUUAGAACCACCAUAGUUCUCCACCGCAGGAGGAAGAUCUGGACCAGGAACCAGACUGAAGCUGCACUUAGUCCCGUCUUCAACCUCCUUCACUGCUGCAAACUUCAGACAGCCGCCUCUGAAAUGGCGUCAGCCGCUCUGGAGCUGAUCGGCUUCUUCCUGGGUUUGCUGGGAAUGCUGGGAACGCUGGUGGCCACCGUGUUGCCGUACUGGCGGAUUUCCGCCCACAUCGGUUCCAACAUCGUUACGGCGGUGGCCAACAUGAGGGGCCUGUGGAUGGAGUGCGUCUACCAGAGCACCGGCGCCUUCCAGUGUGAAACCUACAACUCCAUGCUGGCGCUCUCUGCUGACCUGCAGGCCUCACGGGCGCUCAUGGUCAUCUCCUUGGUGCUGUCCGUCCUCGCCAUCGCGAUGGCCGCGUUGGGGAUGCAGUGCACCGUCUGUCUGGACGGCGCUGGUGACACGAAGAGUCGGGUAGCCGGUGCUGCAGGAGCAGUUCUCCUCACCGCGGGGUUCCUGGCGCUCAUCCCCGUGUCGUGGACCACACACGAGGUGGUCCAGACCUUCUACAGACCCAGUGUACCGACCAGCAUGAAGUUUGAGCUGGGCGAGUGCCUGUACGUGGGUCUGGCCUCGGCGCUGGUCUCCAUGUUGGGAGGCGGGAUGCUGUGUGUGUCGUGCUGCAACGAGCAGGACGGUGGCCGCAGGGGGCGCCACGGAGGAGCAUAUCCGUACCCUAUUGGAGGAGGAGGAGGAGGAGGAGGAGGUGUGUCCGGGACAGGUCUACGGACAACCUCACAGGUUUACCGUAACCCCACGCUGCAGGUGGCCAGGGGAAAUGUGCCCAGCAGGGGGCAGACAUUGUUACGCGACACCAGCGAUGGUUCCCAUUCGAGUGCACGAGGUGCGAAGAAGCCCACGGCGGCAGGAUAUGACAUCACAGGAUACGUCUGACCGACUGCUGUCGAACCUAAAUCCUCACUUUUACUACCAUGUAUUCACGUACUGUUCGUGUACUUAUACACGUAUAUACGCAUAUACGUAUUAGGUGUAUGACUCUGAAGGUGACGUUUUACAGCACACCAAAGUCCAUAGAGAAAAUCGUCAUUUUAAAACUUGACAAACAACAAUAUCAUAUGAUGGUCGUUAAACUGAGGGGAAAAAAAAACAGACUGAACUUUACUGAGGUUCAGUGAUGGAUCAACAACGUCAUCUAAAAUGGGAUUUGGUUAAGGAAGGCCAGUAGGUUUGGAAAGUGACAGGAAUUUUAAGUUCCUAGUGAAAAAGACUUGAGUGAUUUUAAAAAUCUAGAGUUUAACAGUUAAGUAAAGCAGUUCAUAUAUUUUCAAAAUGUUUUGUCUUAGAUUUUCAAAUCCAAUCCUUUCCCAUGGACCAGACCAGUCGAAGCGAAUACACAAUCAAACUUCAACCAGUGUCCAUUUCUCUUUGUUCCUGAGUUGCAUUUAAGUGUAAACAGACAUAUGAGCGUUGGUGGUCGGAUUUAUGAUGCAAAAAUACUGUAGUGUUGCGUAACUACACACACACAUAUACAUACAGUACAUAUGUGUGUGUCACAUGACACUGGACGCAGUUGUGCUUGGACGAUCAAUGACACGUUGACUGAUUUAACCUGAAUGUGUUAUUGUUUUGUUUCUGUUGUUGGUGGUGUUUUUUAUAUUUUCAAAAUAAAACGAAAUAUUUGUUACAUGCAUGUUUUUUUAAAUUUUUUAUAUCAUUCUGUGUUAAUUUUUUAACUUUGAGGUGUUUGGAUGUUUUUUCAGCAAAUAUUAAAUACAAUAACUGCAGUAGUCGUACUGUAUACUGAAGUGACUGUGGAGUACACAGAUGAAACUCCAUCAAACUGAACGGUUUUAAACAGACACUGAUGUGGAAACAAAGUCAAAGACAAACAGACGUGAACAAACACAGUCACUGUGACAUCGAUCGACCCACAAUCCACCUGGCUCACAGCGGGGUCGGGAACUUGACGUUCCACUGUCAACAGGACUGUGAGAACAUCGUACGGACUUAAACUGGAUUCUUCUUCAUAAAAACAUUCAUUCUUGUCUGUUUUUGGACUUUACAAACGUCUGUGCUACAGAGUUAGGGAAUCAGGAGAGUCCUGCAUCAUUUAACUGUCUUUUUAACUAGAUACUGUUCAUAAACAUUUAUAAGUUAUUGACA